AUGGCACCGAGCGACUACUACAAACCUCCACCACGUCUUGCAUCACAACUACCCCCUCCAUCAAUCCCACAAUCGCUGCAACAGCAACAGCCCUCGCUGCCUUACUACGAGAGCUACAGCCAACAGUCAGCGCCCUCGAUAGCACCGUCCUACCACACGAAUCCUCCACGACCAGAAGAUCGAGCAUCGCCGUUCGAAGCCCCGUUCGACGACCAUGUGUACCCGAUGGGCAGACCUGGAGGACAUCAAUAUGACAGUCAGACCAGCCUAGGGGCGGAUUCGAGAUACUAUGGACAAGGAGGCGGCGGACGGCCGGAUCAAUCACCUUCAUUUCAAGACGAUAUCCCAUUACGAGAUCACCCAGGUAUGCCGAACAAGGACAACAAUUCUACAGACCACGUCUACGAUGCGCCUGCUCCGUCACAACUGGAGCAAGGACGCAAGAAUCGCUUCAGUGGGAUGGGGCUGCUGAAGCAGCCGGGAAAGCGUAUUCCAUGGCUUGUGUAUAUCCUCACAACUGUCCAGGUAGUGGUGUUCAUCGUAGAGAUUGUGAAAAAUUCACAACUCACCGGCUCCCCCAUCGAAAUCCACCCCCAAUUUAACCCAAUGAUCGGACCCUCCCCCUACGUCCUCAUCAACAUGGGUUCCCGCUACGUGCCGUGCAUGCACUCCAUCGACGGACUGCAAAACCGCGUUGAAGGCGGCGCAAUCCAGUGGCCCUGCCCCGGAACCACCAACGACAGUGCUCUUUGUCAGCUCCACGAUCUCUGCGGCUUCGGCAUGACUGCUUCUCAAGACCCAGUAUUCCCUCCCACCGUCACAUCUACGAACAUCGCAGACUAUCCCGCUCCAGAUCAGUGGUACCGCUUCAUCAUUCCCAUCUUCCUGCACGCGGGAAUCAUACACAUUGGGUUCAACAUGCUGCUGCAAGUCACCUUAGGCAGGGAAAUCGAAAUGCAGAUUGGCAUACUGCGUUUCUUCCUCGUCUACUUCUCAAGCGGAAUCUUUGGCUUCGUGCUAGGAGGCAACUUCGCCGCGACAGGAAUUUCCUCAACCGGUGCUUCGGGUGCUUUGUUCGGCAUCCUAGCCCUCACUCUCCUCGACCUCCUUUACACCUGGAACGAUAGAAAGAGCCCAUGGAAAGACUUCGCCUUCAUCAUGCUCGACGUCGUCAUCUCCUUCGUCCUCGGACUCCUCCCCGGGCUGGACAAUUUCUCCCAUAUCGGAGGUUUCUUUAUGGGUCUCGUCCUCGGGAUCUGCAUCUUGCACUCUCCUAACGCCCUUCGAAAACGUAUAAAUCAAGGAAAUGAAUACGAGCCUCCUUUUGAAGGCACCACACCAUACAAAGUCGCCCCGGAUGAACGUGGUGGAGGGGCAGUAGGCUUCGUCAAGAGUCCAGUUGGGUUCUUUAAGGGCAGAAGAGGCGCAUGGUGGGCUUGGUGGCUCGUCAGAGCUGGCAGCCUGGUUUUCGUGUUCAUCGUCUUCAUUCUGUUGUUGAAUAAUUUCUAUGUUUAUCGGAAAUCGUGUAGUUGGUGCAAGUAUCUGAGUUGCCUGAACGUCAACAACUGGUGCAAUGUAGGCAACCUCCAGUUCAUUGAGCAGGGGACGAACACAACGUCGAAGAGAAGCGUUUUCGAUACAUGGGAGAUGAUGGCGAAGCUGUACAUGACCGAAUAA
This is a messenger RNA of Hyaloscypha bicolor E, 1677 nucleotides long. RefSeq names its product rhomboid-domain-containing protein. The record is from RefSeq and is a predicted model, not a curated record. Gene Ontology annotation, biological process: proteolysis. Lineage: Eukaryota; Fungi; Ascomycota; Leotiomycetes; Helotiales; Hyaloscyphaceae. The transcript has 3 exons. Bases 1 to 1677 code for a protein of 558 amino acids. Gene Ontology annotation, cellular component: membrane. Gene Ontology annotation, molecular function: serine-type endopeptidase activity.